UCGGUACUAGUUUAUGUACAUACCAUUCUUGACAGAUGAGUACAAAAAAAUUUGUUUUUUCUUUAAAAAGAAUACAAAUUAAAACUUUUGGAACAAUAGAAUAACACAAUAAUCAAUUUCUAUUUGUCUGUAAAAUUACAUGUGAAACUUUGACUGAUGUUUAAUAACUGACUUUCGAUAUGUCUCGACGAAAAAAUCAGAGACGCCGUAAUAUCGGCGAAGACACAAGAAUAGCUGUGAAUUUAACAAUAAAAAAACUUUUAAAUAAUUCGGAUCAAAAAGAAUUGGAAUUUCCCUCAUCGUACACAGCUGAGGAAAGAGCAUAUAUUCAUGAACUUGCCAAAGAUCUUGGAUUAAAGUCAAAAAGUCGAGGAAAAGGAGCCAAUCGAUUCUUGACAGUUUAUAAACGAGAAGGCUCUUCAAUUGUACAAGCUGAUGCUGUAAUAAAAUUACAGAAAACUUCGAAACAAGGAAUUUAUAGUUUAAUUAAUAAGUUUCCACUAGAUAAUAAAGAACGUCGUGAUUUAUUACCACCAACUGAAAGGGAACGAACCGUAGAUUCCGAGAGUAAAGAUAUAACAACGAAAAUGUUAGGCCGAUUAAAUAACAGUAUUCCACAAGUUCCACAUUUACGAACAAAUAUGGAAGUUGUCAAUUUUCGUAAUUCAUUAACAGUUCAUUCAAAAAAAAAUGAAAUUCUUCGUGCAAUUAAUACAAAUCAAGUUGUUGUAAUAUCUGGUGAAACUGGUUGUGGUAAAACAACACAAAUACCACAAUAUAUUUUGGACAAUUGUCAACAGAAAAAUCAAAGUUGUCGAAUAAUUUGCACUCAACCAAGAAGAUUAUCGGCAGUAUCAGUUGCCGAACGAGUUGCAUUUGAGAGAGAUGAAAAAAUUGGACAAACAUUUGGUUAUCAAAUUCGUUUAGAAAGUCGUGUUGCGCCAAAAACAUUACUCACUUAUUGUACAAAUGGAGUUCUACUUCGAACAUUAAUGGGCGGUGAUUCAGCGUUAACUGUGAUCACACAUAUAAUCGUUGAUGAGAUUCAUGAACGUGAUAGAUUUUGUGAUUUUCUUCUUAUUACAUUGAAAGAUGCACUAGUGAAAUAUCGUUCAUUAAAAUUGAUUUUAAUGAGCGCGACACUUGAUGUUAAUAUAUUCACAAAAUAUUUUAAUAAUUGUAUGGUAAUUAAUGUUCCCGGGAGAAUGUUUGAUGUUGAUACAUAUUUCCUUGAGGAUAUUUUAAAAACAACUGGUUACAUGUCAAAGGAGAUGCUCAUUAAAAAGAAGGAGUUAAUGACAAAAAAAGAUCAACAAAAAGUAUUGGAUUUGUGGACACAAAAAAUGCCACAGAACACUGAAGCCGGAGCAUCGAAUGCAAGAGCUGUAUUACCAUUGCCAAUAUCAGGAAAACAGGGUGAACCAAUACCGGAAAAAGUGGAACUCGAACCAUGGCUUAAGGAAGAAAUGGAUAAGGCAAUUUCCGAUGCAUGGUUACAAGGCGGCGAUGAUCAAUUCACACAACUUUUACAUCUUAUUCUCUCGGAGAAUGUGUCUGUUGAUUAUCAGCAUACAAUGACAUCGGUGACUCCAUUAAUGGUUGCCGCAGGUCGUGGUUGUUUGAAUACAACCGAACAACUUUUGAAUCUUGGGGCAAAUUUGAAAAUUCGAGCCAGCAACGAAUGGACGGCUCUCGAUUGGGCUAAAAUGAUGAAACAAACAGAAUGCGCUGAAUUAAUUGAGGCGUAUAUGAAGACAUAUGAUUGUUAUCAACAGGAGAAUGAAACAUUACAAAAGGACGUUUCACUAUCAAUGGAAGAUAAAAUGUUACUCGAUAUUUAUCAUCAUUCAUUCAACGAUGAAAAUAUUGAUUAUAAUCUAAUAUUAGCCCUCGUUUCGCAUAUUCAUUUAAAAAUGCCUCAAGGUUCAAUACUCAUAUUUCUACCAGGUUACGAUGAUAUUGUAACAAUGCGGGAUAAAAUUAACAGCGAAGCAAAAUUAAAUCAAGGUCUUCGUAUUAUAUUAUUUAUUCUCCAUUCGAAUAUGCAAACUAACGAUCAGAAAAAAGUCUUUAAACCCGCAGCUCAAGGUUGUAGAAAAAUUAUUCUUUCGACAAAUAUUGCAGAGACAAGUAUCACUAUUGAUGAUAUUGUCUAUGUUAUUGAUUCGGGUAAAGUUAAGGAGAAAUCGUUUGAUGCAAUAUCAGGUGUUUGUAUGUUGAGAUCAAAUUGGAUUUCACAAGCAUGUGCAAAGCAGCGUAAAGGACGAGCUGGAAGAUGUCAGAAAGGUAUCUGCUAUCGUCUUUUUUCAUCGAUUCGUUAUAAUAAUAUGCUGCCAAAUCAGACGCCGGAGAUUUUAAGAUUGCCACUUCAAGAAUUGUGUUUAUUUACAAAACAUUUAGCUCCGCCAAAUACACCAAUUGCUGAAUUUCUCGAGAGAGCAUUGGAACCACCGUCAAAUGUUGUAACAAGAAAUGCAGUGCAAUUAUUGAAAACAAUCGACGCAUUAGAUCCAUGGGAAGAUUUAACGGAAUUGGGCAGUCAUUUACUUGAUUUGCCUGUUGAACCACGUCUUGGGAAAAUGUUACUUUACGCUGUUGUUCUCAAAUGUUUGGAUCCGAUUCUUACCAUUGUUUGCAGUUUGGCUUAUAAGGAUCCAUUCAUUCUUCCUAAUCAACCGUCGCAAAAGCGGGCUGCAUUAUUGGCUAGGAAAAAAUUUGCAGCAGGUACAUAUUCAGAUCACAUGGCAGUGUUGAGAGCCUUUCAAAAUUGGCAGAACGCUAGAGCGAAUGGAUGGGAAAGGAUAUUUUGCGAAAAGCAUUUUAUCUCAUCGGCUGUUAUGGAAAUGGUAGUUGGUAUGCGAACACAACUUCUUGGACAAUUAAGAGCAUCGGGAUUUGUGAGAGCCAGAGGUCCUGGUGAUAUUCGUGAUUUAAAUACUAAUUCGGAGAAUUGGGCUGUUGUUAAAGCUGCUUUAACCGCUGGUCUUUAUCCAAAUAUCAUUCGCGUUGACAGGGAACAUUUUCAAAUGCGAACACAAAAAGAGGUUAAAGUUUAUUUACAUCCCUCGUCGACUGUUGGUGAUUUUCCCCGAUCGCCAAGAACAACUUCAGCACAAGCACGAUCUGCAAUUGUCGAAUCUCUACCAUGUGAUUGGAUGAUUUAUGAAGAGAUGAGUCGUACCGGUCGUUUUUGUCAUGUUCGAACUGUUACUUUAGUCAAUCCAAUAAGUGUUGUUUUAUUCAGUGGUCCUGCAAGAUUACCAAUGGACGUGAUUAAUGAAGCUGAAACAUUGCCGGAAAGUGAAUCAGAUUCAGAGGUAGAGGAAGGACAAGAGGGAACGACAAUUUUGAAAUUAGACGAUUGGGUUGUUUUUAAAUUGGAUCUUGAGUCAGCGCAAUUGAUUUUACAUUUGAGACAAAAGUGGAAUGCAUUAUUUUUACGAAGAAUGAAAUUUCCAAAUAAAACACUUUCACAACAGGAUGAACAAGUUAUUAAAACAAUUGUUUCUGUUUUAACAAAUCAAGAGCAAGCACAUGGACUUCAACAACCUUCGGGUAUUGGAGUAAGGCCUCGACCACUUAUUGUUGAUUAUUAUCCAGUCAAUGCAAGAAGAUUUGAUGACUACGAAGAGAAUUAAAAUUUCUUUCUUUUCAGCGCAAUUUUUAAAUCACUUCAUCAACAAUCAUUUAGCAGUUGUAAGAAAUUUUUUAUAUGUAAAGAAAAGUAAUUUCUAACAAGAAUACUUAAGGAAACUACUGAUAUUUAAAAUAAUAUUGAUGUUUCACGUUAUCGCGGCUCUAAUCUGUUUGUUGGGUGAAUUUAAAUUAUACAAUUUAUAACUGCACAUGUUUAGAGUGAUAUAAAAGUAUUUUUAGUUUAUAUUUGAUAUUUAAUAAUGUUACUAUUAAUAAUGAGAGAAUUUUCUUUUUUGUUUGAAAUAUGUGAUAUUUGGUUAAAAAUAGUUUAAUUUUUCAUUUAUAUGAUAUUUAAAUCUUCAAAUUGUAUCUAGUUUGCAUGAAUGCAUGAAUGAAAGUCUUGAAUUAUUAAAAUUUUGCUUAUAUGUUGAGCUUAUGAAGUAAUUUAUUUAAAAAUAAUUAUAAAAAAUAAAUGAUUAAAUUACGU
Molecule: messenger RNA, 4123 nt
Organism: Leptopilina boulardi
Lineage: Eukaryota; Metazoa; Arthropoda; Insecta; Hymenoptera; Figitidae
Product: 3'-5' RNA helicase YTHDC2-like
Exons: 8
Coding region: 180-3638 (1152 amino acids)
Cellular component (GO): intracellular anatomical structure
Molecular function (GO): protein binding; ATP binding; RNA binding
Source: RefSeq, a predicted model, not a curated record